UAUAUGAGGAAAACGAUGGGACUUGGGACUUCAGAAUUCAAGGUUGUCUAUGCCGUUGUUCUUGUCACUUUCGUUUUGAAUUGCUUCACCCAGUUUGGAACGGACGCUCAAAUUUUGCCACAAAAUGAAGUGAAAGCUCUUGAAGCAAUAAACUCAAAAUUAAAAAAUCUAAAUUGGAAGAUCAGUGAAAAUUUCUGCAGUACUAAGGAAAGUGUCGAAAGAUUCAUUUCAGAAGACACGCUAAGCAACGUCACAUGCAAUUGUUCUCUCAGCAAAGGCACUGUUCAGUCUGUUUGCAGCAUCACACACAUUCAGCUCAAGCGUCUUAAUCUAAGCGGAGUUCUACCAGCUGAUUUUGGAAAUCUUAGUAAUCUGCAAGAACUUGAUCUCAGUUUCAACUACAUCAGUGGAUCAAUUCCAUCUAGUUUCUCUCAGCUCCCUCUUGUCAUUCUGUCCCUUUCAGGAAACCGGUUAAGUGGUGAAAUUCCUAAGGGAAUUGGUGAGAUUGGUUCACUUGAGGAGCUGGUUUUGGAAGCAAAUCAGCUUGAUGGACAUCUUCCUGAAAACCUAGGAAAUUUGAGCAACUUGAAGAGACUUGUUCUUAAUGCAAACAAUUUUACAAGCACAAUACCAGAAACGUUUGGAAAAUUAACGAACUUGACUGAUUUUAGGAUAGAUGGGACUGCAAUAUCAGGGAAGAUACCUGGUUUUAUUGGGAACUGGAGCAAACUUGAUAGACUUGAUAUGCAAGGCACGUUCAUGGAGGGCCCCAUCCCUGUCACCAUAUCCCUGUUAUCAAAUUUAACCGAGCUGAGGAUAUCUGAUUUGAAAGGAUUGAGUAUUGGAUUUCCUAAUUUGAAGGAUUUGAAAAAGUUAGAAUAUUUGGUUCUAAGAAAUUGCUUAAUCACUGGUUUAAUCCCAGAUUACGUAGGAGAGUUAGAAUCUUUGAAGCGAUUAGACUUGAGCUUCAAUAAUUUGAGUGGUCCAAUUCCAGAUACAUUUUGGAAUCAACAGCUAAAUGACAUGUACUUAACCAACAAUUCAUUAAGUGGAGAAGUGCCGAACUGGGUAUUGGAGUACACCAAAAAUAAUUGGGAUAUAUCUUACAACAAUUUUUCAGGGUCACCUCAGAUUAAUUGUGAGACACGGUCACAUGUGAAUUUGGUUUCCAGUUAUUCAUCUGUGGAGAGCAACACAAUUCCUUGGUGCUUGAAGAAGGGCCUUCCCUGUUCAAAAAAACCAAAACAUUAUUCCUUGUUUAUUAAUUGUGGAGGAGAAAAAAUAAACUUUGAGGGGAAUGAAUAUGAACAGGACAUAAUUCCAGAUGGGCGAUCACAAUUUAGUUCUAUUUCUGAAGAAUGGGGUUAUAGCAGCACAGGGGUCUUCAUGGGCAAUGACGAUACUCCAUAUCGUGCACAGAAUACAUUUUCUUUGAAUGUGACUGGUAUCUAUGAGACAGCUCGAGUUGCCCCUUUAUCACUUAGGUACUAUGGCCUUUGCUUGCGAAAGGGAAGUUACAAAGUAAAGCUCCACUUUGCUGAAAUAAUGUUCUCUAAUGACCAGACAUUUAGCAGCCUGGGGAGGCGCAUAUUUAAUGUCUCAAUUCAAGGAAAGUUGGAGUUGAAGGACUUCAACAUUGUGGAGGAAGCUCGAGGAGUUGGUAUACCCAUCAUUAAGGAAUUUGAUGAUGUUCUUGUAAGUGGUAGCACUUUGGAGAUUCAUUUUUACUGGGCAGGGAAAGGAACUACUUCCAUUCCUGUCAAAGGUGUCUAUGGACCUCUUAUAUCUGCCAUUGAAGUGACACCAAACUUUGAUGUUGGCGAGGGCCUAUCGGUUGGAGCUAUUGUUGGCAUUGUACUUGCAUCAUGUGUGAUCCUUGUAUUGAUUUUGGUGUUUCUUCGGAUGAAGGGUUACCUAGGGAAGAAAGUCCUUGAAGAUAAAGAACUACGUGGUCUAGAUUUACAAACAGGUUAUUUUACUUUAAGACAUAUUAAAGCUGCCACUGGGAACUUUGACCCUGCAAAUAAGAUAGGUGAAGGAGGCUUUGGCCCAGUUUACAAGGGUGUACUAUCAGAUGGUGCUUUAAUUGCUGUUAAGCAGCUAUCCUCCAAAUCGAAGCAAGGGAACCGUGAAUUUGUUACUGAGAUAGGCAUGAUAUCUGCAUUGCAACAUCCAAAUCUUGUGAGGCUUUAUGGAUGUUGUAUUGAAGGAAACCAGUUGUUAGUAAUAUAUGAAUACAUGGAAAACAACAGUCUUGCCCGUGCACUUUUUGGUCGUGAGGAGCACCAGCUACAUUUGGAUUGGCCAAUGAGGAGGAAGAUAUGCUUGGGAAUAGCCAGGGGGCUAGCUUAUCUUCAUGAGGAAUCAAGGUUGAAAAUUGUUCACAGAGACAUAAAGGCAACAAAUGUGCUUCUUGAUAAGGAUCUAAACGCCAAGAUAUCUGACUUUGGUUUAGCUAAGCUUGAUGAAGGAGAGCAGACGCAUAUUAGUACACGAAUAGCCGGAACAAUAGGUUAUAUGGCUCCUGAGUAUGCAAUGAGGGGUUACUUGACCGAUAAAGCAGAUGUUUAUAGCUUUGGAGUAGUAGCUUUGGAGAUUGUUAGUGGGAAAAGCAACACCAAUUACAGGCCAAAGGAGGAGUUUGUUUAUCUUCUGGACUGGGCCUAUGUCUUACAAGAGCAAGGAAACCUACUUGAACUUGUGGAUCCAAAGCUUGGUUCAAGCUACUCCUCUGAAGAGGCAAUGAGGAUGCUCAGCUUGGCUCUUUUAUGCACCAACCCCUCUCCCACUCUCAGACCAUCAAUGUCUUUCGUAGUAAGUAUGAUUGAAGGAAAAUGUGCGGUUCAAGCACCAAUAAUAAAGCGCAGUGAAACAAACCUGGAUCCAAGGUUUAAAGCUUUUGAGAAGCUUUCACACGACAACCAAACACACGUGAGCUCCACUUUUUUGCAUGACAGUCAAACGCAGAGAGACAUGUCAAUGAAUGGGCCAUGGAUUGAUUCCUCUUUUUCUGUCCAAAGUAAGGAUGAGACCAGUAGAGACCAUUCUUCAUCAAGCAAGCUUCUUCAGGAUCUUCAUGACAUAAAUUUAGAGUGACUGAUAAAUAGAGAAAAAUACGUAGGAUUUUUUUUCCCAAUGAAAUUGAAUUCUUGGAUUUGGCUCGACUGGGAUUAGAUUCUCUCUCUUAUUUACAUAUGGAUGGACAUGAUACAUUAUCUAAUAUAUAAACAUGUAAUAUGCUAGUUAGUAAUUUG
Molecule: messenger RNA, 3254 nt
Organism: Quercus lobata
Lineage: Eukaryota; Viridiplantae; Streptophyta; Magnoliopsida; Fagales; Fagaceae
Product: probable LRR receptor-like serine/threonine-protein kinase At1g53430
Exons: 24
Coding region: 4-3096 (1030 amino acids)
Biological process (GO): protein phosphorylation
Molecular function (GO): protein kinase activity; protein binding; ATP binding
Source: RefSeq, a predicted model, not a curated record